AUGAAAAAUAGGUCAUGGGAUCCCAGUCCAUCAGACAACUUUGACUUCUGGACAGACGUCCGGCAGGCCUGGCAAGAAUCCUUCGCCAAUGUUGCCCCCUCCGCCGAGGUCGACUUCUACGACCCAGUCUUCGAGAGAGUCUUCUCGGAUUCGUCAAAAUAUGACUUGAUUGCUCUAAGCGUGCUUGAUUUCCGCACUGCUGUGCGUAAUACCCCCAAGACGAAGAUUCUUGGUGUCUGUUGGGGGCAUCAAGCUGUGGCAAGGGCUCUCGGUGGGGAGGUUGGAGCUGUUCCGACAGGGCCAAUCGCUGCUAUCCAAGAUAUCGCUCUCACGGAUGCGGGCAAAAAAUUCUUUACAUUCGCCGCCAGCACCGGUUCGUACAGAGCACCCGAAUUCCAUGUCCGCGAAGUCGCCAAGCCUGCACCGGGCUUCGUCCACCUUGCCUCGAACCACGAGUGCUUCGUCAACGAAGCAAACACAGUUCUCUCCUUCCAAGCUCAUCCCGAAAUUUCGAAUAAACUGGCCCAAAAAAUGUUUAUUGAAGACGAUAAGGAGUACAAUGGGAACUCCACUGCCGAGCAAUUGAAGGUAGAGGUGCAGAAACUCGACCAGCCAACUGAUGGUAUGAAAUUGCUGAAGCAGGUUAUACAGUGGCUGGACGAGUAA
Molecule: messenger RNA, 666 nt
Organism: Penicillium egyptiacum
Lineage: Eukaryota; Fungi; Ascomycota; Eurotiomycetes; Eurotiales; Aspergillaceae
Source: the annotation of a GenBank genome assembly